AUGCCGCGACUGACGCCACAGGAGAUCGACGCCUACCUUGCGGGCCCGCACGUUGCCCACUUCGCCUCAAUUCGCGAAGACGGUUCUCCCCACGUUUCGCCCGUAUGGUACCAGUGGGAAGACGGAAAAGUAACCGUGGUGUCGGGCGACGCGGCAGUCAAGACCAGGAACGUGCGGCGCAACCCCAGGGUGGCCCUCUCCGUAGCCACCGACGAAUGGCCGUAUCAAUACGUCAUCCUUGAGGGCGACGCCACGGUAAGCAACGACAAUCUCAAGGACGCGGUGCGCCGGAUUUUCUCCAGGUACGAAGGCGCGGAACGAGGCGAGCAGGACGCUGCCGACCUGGCCGAGGGCGACCAGAAACUGGUUGCCAUUGAGAUCGACCUCGGGAUCGCCAAUACCGUCCUGUUGGAAAGGGACGUGCUCGGCUCCGGCAGUACCGGCCGCUCCCAGGCCAUCUGCCGCAUGCACUACUCCAAUCGGAUAACCACGCAACUUGCGUGGCAGAGUUUGCAGGUCUUUGCCGACUUCGACGCCCGCGUCGGUGGGCGUUCCGGCUUCGUCCAGACCGGCUAUCUGGUGGUGGUCAACGAGGCCGACCAGGGCGGCCUGGAACGCAACGUCGCCAUGCAUCAGGAAAUGGGCGUGCCCACCUCCGUGGUGUCCCCAGACGACCUCGCCAAGUUGGCUCCCAUGGUGACGCUGUACGACGACGAGCGAGCCGCCUGGGAACCCAAUUCCGGCUACGCCGACCCGUACCAGGUCACCGUAUCCUAUGCCGCCCGCGCCCGGGAAGCCGGCGCCGUGAUCGCCUCUCGCAACCCGGCUGCCGGUAUCGAUACCGCCUCCGGCCGAGUGCAGAGUGUCGUCACCGCCGCGGGCGACCGCGUCGCCACCGAUACGAUCAUUGUCGCGGCCGGCCCCUGGUCCAAACAGAUCUUGGCCGGCGUCGGAGUGGACGUACCCCUGCUUCCGGUGCGCCACCAGGUUGCUACCGUGGCCCGACCUGUCGAACUCGUUCCCCAGCAUCCCACCGUUGGCGAUAUCAGCCAGUCCUUUUCCUUCCGGCCUGACGGCUCCAACUUCACCACGAUGGGUUUUGGCGACGAUGAGGAGCAAUCCGAUCCCGACGCAUACCCUCAGGGAAUCGAUCCGUCUGCCGCCGCCUCCGCCAGGGAACGGUUGGCCCGCCGUAUCCCCAGCAUGUCCGACUCCUACUACCGUGGCGGAUGGUCCGGUCUGUUCACCACCACGCCGGACUGGCAUCCCAUCCUGGACAGCGUGCCCGGAGUUGAGGGUCUGUUCUGCGCGGUGGGUUUCAGCGGGCAUGGCUUCAAGCUAUCCCCCGCGAUCAGCAAGGCGGUAGCCGAACUGGUGGCCGAAGGCAAAGCGCGCGACGUCGACCUCUCCCCGCUGCGGUUCAACCGCUUUGCUGAAGGCGACCUCCUGGACUCGAGCUAUCGCUAUCGAGUACUGGCCUGA
Messenger RNA from Geodia barretti, 1482 nucleotides. NCBI's taxonomy places the organism in Eukaryota, Metazoa, Porifera, Demospongiae, Tetractinellida, Geodiidae. The record is from the annotation of a GenBank genome assembly.